Molecule: messenger RNA, 8668 nt
Organism: Xenopus laevis (African clawed frog)
Lineage: Eukaryota; Metazoa; Chordata; Amphibia; Anura; Pipidae
Gene: hmgxb3.L
Product: HMG-box containing 3 L homeolog
Exons: 19
Coding region: 381-3494 (1037 amino acids)
Cellular component (GO): nucleus
Molecular function (GO): DNA binding
Source: RefSeq, a predicted model, not a curated record
UUUGUCGUGACGUUGCCGUCUCGCGAGAUGAGAGUUAUGGUGUCUGGUUUAGCUGUCCGGCAGGAGUGGAGUUGAAUCUGUUUGGCGUUGCGGGAUGUUUAAACAGCGGUCCGGGACUGCGGCCUGUGUUAAGAAAAUCUGGACUGCCCCGCGAAAAUCGGGACUGUUGGGCGGUAGGAUGUUGAUCCCUGCUGUGUUCAGAGAUAGGAUAAGAUGAAUGAUGGGCAGUCCUCCCAGUGGAGUGAAGAGUCAGCGGAGCUCACGGGCGACAUCUUCCAGCGCUUCUGUAAUCUUUGGGUCUGAAGAGGGCGGACUGAGUGACGAGAGCUGAGGGGGCUGAGGGCUAAGGAAGCAGAAUCAAGCGAGGAGGGGGUAGAAGUAUGGGCAGCACGGAGGAGUCACUGCUUGCUUCAGAUCAAAUGGAAGUGUCUUUCGAUGGGACAGAGGUCACUGUAUUCUCGGAGGAGAUGGAAGGAAGCUAUCUGUCUGCCAAACCACCUUUAAAGAAAAAGAAAUGCAAAAACUGUGCUGAACAAUGUGACACAGCUAAAAAACCCAGGUCUGCAUAUCUUUUGUACUACUAUGAUAUCUACCUAAAGGUCCAGCAGGAGAUUCCCCACCUUCCUCAGUCUGAGAUUAACAAAAAGAUAAGUGAAAGUUGGAAACUCCUGAGUGUGGCUGAGAAGAGUCAUUACCUAGAACGUGCAAAGCUGGAAAAAGAAGGUUUGGAUUCGAAUAUUAAAUCCAGCCCUUCUUCACUGAUUUCUGAUGUUCCUGGCUUCCGGAGAAUUCUUCCUCGGACAGAUUACAUUCUUAUCCCCAAGAGGUCCACUGAUGAUGACAAAAACAUCGAGCUGUGUGUGACACAGCCUCAGGCCUCUACAAUUAUGUCUCCUCUCUCACAAAAUGGACUGCAUAACUCCAUCCCUGUAGAUUCUGGGAAAAUCUGUCUUUCAGAACAGUGUAUUAACAUUGGAUGUCUAGUGAAAGAGGGAACAAGUUUCGGAACAGUGGAUGUUGUACAGGAAGUGAAUCCUUGUGCUGUUUUUACCAACUAUUCAACUCCAGUGGCAGAUAAAAUGAGUCUUGAUGAUGUUACACUAGAGAUAGGGAAUAGCAGUCCUUACCAGACGACAGACGUGGUCAUUGAAGAGAAUGGAGGAAUAUCUCAGAUGAGGCAAGAAGUACCAGCAGGAUUAUCAUUAAUGACAGUCAUGGCAAUACAGGAUACUGAAGAAAACUGCCUGACAGCCCCAGCCACACAGUUUAUUAUGGUACCCGUACCCAGUCAUUCUACCUUGGAAAAGCCAAAGUCUGUUAAACUUUCUACAACCUACACCAGAAGAGGACGUGGGUGCUGUACCAAUCCUGGCUGCUCCUUUACAUACGUCACACGGCACAAGCCCCUGAAGUGUCCUAUGUGUAACCGUGUCCUUGGAGGAAAGUGGGUUCCAAAGACACCGCAAGUAAAAGAAACAUUCAUCUGCACCCCAUCCUUGCCAGCCAAGGUUUCAGACUGUAUGGAGGCUAAAGAGCUCUGUUAUGGGACAAAAAAUGGAUCAGAGUCAACGAAAGAGAAUACAGAGGCUGUCCAUCAGCUCCUUCAUUCCUCACCUCCAACACAGGUAGAGGAAUGGGAGGAAGUCAUAGUUUCAGAUGUUCACAUUCUGCCUGAUAAUGCACGGGGUAGCACAGAGGUUGUAGAAGCUCCCAAGCGGCCAGGCUCCAUGCUGGAAGAGAAAAGGGAAACUGUAGGCCACAUGACUGAAGCACAGCCUGUAGCUGAGAAUACGAAAGUUACAUGUCAAGUGCCUGGUUCCAAGGCAAGCUUGCUGUCUUCCCCUUCACCCCAAAAUUUAAAGGAAACAAAGUGUGCCCCUAAAUCCCGACUAGCCCCACUGAUUUCCAGGCCUAUAAGAGCCAUAUUGCCUGCUCCUGCUAAAACUGUCCAAACUCUGAGUGGAGAAUGUGCUGCUGGCACACUGACCAUCUUGACCACAGAGAUUCCAGCCUCCAUCAAAGCUGCUGGUUUGAAACCUAGUACACUGAAGCAACUUGGCCAGUCUGUUGUGCCUCAAGCCAUUUCGCAAGAAAUAACGGCUAGGAGUGACUCUCAGACACCCCAUCCUCAACAGCUGAAAGUGAUGGCUGAACCCAUGACGACUUACAAAUACAGUUGCCCUGUGCCUUUAGACUUGGGGCUAGCUACACUAAGAGGCAAGGGGAAAUGCAAGAACAUCUUCUGCAACUACAUGUAUACCAACAGACACAAGCCCAAAACCUGCCCUAAAUGUGGGUCUAACCUAAAAGACAACUUUGAGAGGCUCCCCAAACUAAAUGAAUCUCCCCUCCAUGCUCCCAGCAUCCUCAAUGUAAGUAUGCCACUAAGCCAAGCUCAGAAAGAGACACAGCGGCAGUCAACUAUCCAGCUGCUACGCAAGACUGUACAGUUCCCAGAGAACGAGUGUGAGCUUUCUGAAGCAUUUGCCAUCAUCCAUGAACUGAAUAGCUCCUGCUUGAUUCUCUCCAAUGUCAUUGAUGGCACCGUGACCAUUGAGCAGACCUCCUGGGCCAGGUUCUAUGAAUCUUCUGCAGACCAGUGCCUGCUGUGUGGAUCUCCCUUAUUUAAGGGUGAAAAAAACUCCCAAGCCGGACCCCAGGAUUGCUGGCUUCUUACAGUCUCUAAGCUACAGAUGGUAACAACUCAGGCCAAAUUAUGUCUAAAUCUUGAGUGUCUGGCCAUUCACAGCUUUAACGACAUUUUUACUGGCCUCUUUAAUGUGGGAAAUAAACUCCUUGUUAGUCUGGACAUUCUUUUUUCCAUCCGGAACCAAAUUAAGCAUGGAGAAGAUCCCAAAGAAUUCAUCACAAACCUCCUUACAUCCAUUAAGGAACAGGCAGCUAUUCCCGAGAAGAUGCUGACUCCAGAGGUACUUUCUUCUGUGCACGAUCUGCUCAGUUGUGGCUACUGGGCCUUUGAGUGUCUCACAGUCCGGGACUUUAAUGAUAUGAUAUGUGGAAUAUGUGGGGUGGCACCCAAGGUCGAGCUAGCACAAAGAAAUGCAGGGAAUACCCUCACCCUGUCAAACAUUGAGUUGACAUGGCCGGAAUUCAUGACUUCUAACAAAGUAAACAUGGAUGAUUUCUGGUCUUCCUUGGAGAAUGAAGUUUUAGAACAGGCCGCCUUUCCCUCCAGUAUCCCUAUCAGCAAAUUUGAUGCUUCCAUUGUUGCUCCUUUUUUUCCUCCGCUCAUGCGUGGCCCUGUGGUUUUCAACAGUGAGAGCUACAAGAACCCCGAGGUGCAAAAAGUUCCAGGGAAUGGAAGUUCUCUGAUGAGGCUACUUCAGGAACGGUCCCUGAAACUGGAUCAGCUCAACCAGCACAGCACAGCAGAGCUCCAGAAAAUGCUGACACUUUGUGGAAUCCCGUGGAAUACAAGUGACACAAAGAUUCUGUCUUCGGGAGUUUACGACCACCAUCUUCUUUUCUUCUGAAGCAGACCGUCGUUUUGAGCGCAUGGAGUAAUAUUCCGGUCCUGAACAACUGCGCAUGCAGAGAAAUUUUCGUGGAAUUUUUCAUGACUUUCAUCGCAUGUGCAGUUGUUCAGGACAGUUUCAUCUCAAUCAGCAGACCGGCAAGGGCUAGCAGCCGCCAAUGAGAGGAACUACGGGCGUCUACGGCUCGUAAUCGAACUGGAGGACACUUGUAAUCCUCUACCCGACUGGAUGGACCAACUCCACCACAGACUUGAACUAGCAGAAGCCAAAGCAGAUGAUUUGGAAAAUCAACUGCGUAGAAACAAUAUCAGAUUUGUGGCCCGGUGCCACAAAAUUUCUUGAAACAUGGCUAAAGGGAGAAUUUGGAGCCAACCGUUUCUCUCUGACCCUUAUCAUUGAGCAUGUGCACCGGAUACCCACCAGGCCACCCCCACCGGGGGCCCCACCUAGGCCAAUAAUAGCCUGCCUCCUAAAUUUUAGAGACAGGGAUGUGGCCCUGGCAGCAGCUCGUCGGAAGGGAGCGCUGAAAUAUGGGAAUACGAUUAUUUCACUAUAUCUGGACUUCUCUAACGAACUGCGGAAACAACACCAGCAAUUAACAGCAGUUAAACUACACUUCAGAGUCGUGGAAUUACAAUACGCCAUGCUUUUUCUGGGUCUAUGUGUAUGGCAAGACCCACUUCUUCAAUUCCCCAACUGAAUCCACCCAAUGGCUGGACCGUCGCCCCUGAGCAAAAAGACAAAUUGGUCCCAAGGUAAACACAAUUGUACGGCUGGGAGCAUACACCACUUAUUCUGAACAGCUCAGCUAGCCUGCGCAUCCCCAUCGGUAGAGUAUAACACUUGUCUACCAGUACCACAAGCACAGUUUGUCCGUAAAUUCACUCCAACCAGCUACAACAGAAAACCACCCUGUAUAGCGGGUUCAUGGAGCAACCUAAGGGUUGUUAUCUAUAUUAUCCUUGUGAAUUUUUUGCCUGUAACUAAAACUUGUUAUCUGGUUAAAUAUUGUAUAAGUCUGUUAUUUGGUUAUGGGUGCCUCACAGUUUAGGAUCACCCGUCUAGGAUAUAAGAUGUUAAGGGUGCAAAACUUCUCCAACACUGGGGGAAGUAGGGAGGGGAAUUCUGAAAAAGACUUCCAUCCUUUACCCCUUUUCCCAACUGUCAAUUCCUUUCUUCUUCUUAACCUCCGUACUCUUGCUCUAAGGGGGAGCAUAGACACAGUACUGAUGUUGUUAAAAGAUGGCCGAAAUUACAGCCGUAUCUUGGAAUGUUAGAGGGCUAAAGUCCUCAAUGAAAAAGUCUCUGAUAUUCAAUUUUCUUCAGAAAUAUAACCCCUUCAUUAUUUGUCUCCAGGAGACGCAUAUAUGUAAGUCCUCUAACCUCAACCCACUCAAGAAAUUCUGGAUAGCACAUGCCUACCACGCUCUCUAUUCAAACUACUCUAGAGGGGCCUCAAUACUAAUUAUUAAGUCACUCCCCUAUAAACUGAUAAAUCUCCAAAAUGACCCAGAAGGCAGAUACUCCCAAUUGUGGGAUUCCCGUAUAUCAUCGCAAAUAUAUACCUCCCCUUCACUGAUGAGCUCCUAUAUGAGUUGCUUCCACGUAUUGCUGCCUUGCCUCCUGAGCCACUAUUAAUACUGGGUGAUUUCAAUGCAGUAAUGGACGGAGAGAAAGAUCGCCUCAUGUUAGUCUACUGGAACCAGGUCUCCCCAUUGUAGCUGAGAGCAUGGGCAGAUACAUCAUGGUUUGUAGAUGUUUGGAGGGCCUGUAACCCCACAAAGCACAUGCUCUCUUGCUAUUCAAGGGGAGCUAUGUCAAGGAUUGAUCUCUCCUUUGCCUCGACCGAAAUGUGUGCCAAAAUUUACAAAGCAGAAUUCCUCCCAAGAGGAAUCUCAGGUCACGCCCCUCUACUAAUAUCUUGGCAAGAUGCACAGGCACAGUGGAAAUGUUCUCAAAAAAAGUAAUUGUUUCAUAAAUAUGCACUGUAUGAAAAAGGGGAUAAGAAUGGCAAAUUGCUGGCAUUCUUAGCUAGGGACGCGUUCAGUAGACCGGCCAUUCAUGCACUUGAGCAGGAAGACAAAGAGUUAAUUACUAACUCACUUGACAUAAACCAAAGUCUUGCGGAAUGCUAUCAAUCAUAUUCACAUCUAUAAGCUGGAAAAAAGCCCUUCCGAGAUUAAAAACUACCUGAAGCAGUUAGAUCUUCCCAACCUGCCUCUAGAACAUAGAACCCUAUUUGAUACCCCAAUCCAUGAACAUGAGGUCUUGGAUGCCAUAGCCUCCUUACCCUCCCCGGAUGGAAUCCCCAACCUAACCACAUAUGCUCCAUUAUUGGCACCCCACCUGACAAGCAUUUUCAAUCACACCCUAGACACACCACAUCUGCCCGCCUCGUUUAAAGAAAUCUCCAUAGUUUUACUGUUAAAGUCAGGAAAAAGCCCCCUUUCACACACAUCAUACAGACCCAUUUCGCUUAUCAAUUUGGACUAUAAAAUACUAGCCAUGGUCCUAGCAGGACGCCUAAACCAUAUAACCUCAAUAGUAGCCCCAGACCAAGUUGGAUUUAUGCCCCACAAAGCCGCCAAACUCAACAUUAGGUGACUACACAAACCUAACAAUUAUUCAUGACAACGCAGGUACUAGAGUCAUUGCCUCUAUAGAUAACGAGAAGGCUUUCGAUUCUGUAGAGUGCGCAUAUUUAUGGGAAACCCUAAAAAUAUUGGGGUUUAGAGAGAACUUCCUAACUUGCAUACAAGCCUUGUAUAACAAACCUAUGGCCAGAAUCAUGUCCAACAAUGAUAUAUCUCCCCCCAUAACCCCAUCCAGAGGCACUCGCCAAGGGUGUCCCCUGGCCUAUUCGCUUUAGACAUGGAACCCCUGGCAUGUUUAAUCAGAGCCCAUGAUGAGGUGAAAACAUGUCUUUAUUUGCAGAGGACACCCUAUUAUAUCUACAUGAUCCAGGCCCUUCACUCCAACAAGCUCUCCAGUUAACAACCACACGUUAUACUCGGGCUUUAGGAUUAACUGGACCAAAUCUUCCCUAUUGCCCCUCGAUCCCAGGGCCCCCGAAAUCAUAGACCCCACUCUACCAGUAGUACAAGCUAACACAAUAAAAUACCUAGGCAUACACAUCCACCCACAAGUAGGGAAAUACAGAGAGCUAAAUCUUGACCCCCUAAUUGCACAAUUUCAAAAGACAGUAAAUAUAUUGCUCAAACGUCCACUGUCAUUAAUAGGCAGAAUAAAUUUAUUUAAAAUGAAGCUCCUCCCUAAGUUUCUCUACUUAUUUAGACAAUCACCCACCUGGAUUCCCCCUAGCUUCUUCCAACAACUCAGAUGCCAGCUCACCAAACUUUACUGGUCCCCUGGACCAGUGAGGAUCAAACACAAAGCACUAAUUCCUCCACUCACUGAAGGGGGGCUGGCAUCACCAGAUAUGCAGGGCUAUUUUUUAGCCUCUCAGCUGACACCGCUCAGAUGGUGGUUACAACCCCACCCAGAGGACCCGGUAACCCUGCUCGAAGCCCAAAUUGUUGGCUCCUUAGAGGGGUCGAGGAAACUCAUUUAUAGAAAGGCACACACUAAUGCCAAUUAUACCCCAAUGAUGGCGAAUGUAGUCAAGGCAUGGAAACAGAGUAGCUCCAGAUUAGGGAAAACUAUUCAGGGUAUAUCCCCACACACUGGUAUAAUGCAAAUCUUAUGCAGCUUCUUACAAUGCCAGUACUUUACUCACAUUUCAACAACUAAAGGACAAAUUCAAUAUCCCAAAUAGGAAGCUGUUUCGCUGCCUACAGCUAAGACAUGCCCUUACUCAGCAAUUUCACCAAGGAAACCCAUAAAUUCUAACAUCCACCCUAUAAGACCUAAUCUAAUCUAACCGAAAAGAGCAACUGAAAAAAACACUUUAUCAACAAUUUAUAAACACAUCCAAGAAGGCAAACAUGCUUCCAACUGAGAACUGUACUACAAAUGGACAAGCAAUAUACCAGACCAUACACCGGAGCAAUGGGAAACAAUUCUGACAGACUCUCUAUGUCCCCUAAUCAGGUCAUGGACAGGCUUAUACAAUUUAAGUACUUGCACCGGGCAUACUAUACGCCUUAUCGCCUGCAUAAAAUUAACCCGCCAUUCCCUGACAUAUGCAAAAGAUGUAAAAGUUCCAAGGCUGACUUCUAUCAUGUGGUAUGGACAGAAAUAGCUACAUAUAUCUCUGAACUAACGGCUCUGCCUAUUGAAUUCCACCCUACAGUGUUACUCCUCAACUACCUAGCAGACACAAUGAUAUCAAGAUCGGGAAAAAACUUUGCUUAUCUUUCUACUCUUACAGGCAAAGAAAGCUAUCGCCAUUAAAUGGAAAGAGCAGCAUCCUCCUACACUAAACUUUUGGAUAGGUUUAGUUGAACAAACACUCCCAAUUCUGGAACUAAUAUAUACAGCAAGAAGCUGUCCCUCUAAAUUCACUAAUACAUGGACACUUUGGAUACUACGAAACGAAUCCUACACAAAAAGAAAACAAAACUUACCUGACCACCCAAUAGAUUAGCUGGAACCCAUGGACUAAACCAAGUCAGAUCAAGAACUGUAAGUGACACUUAGGGUCCAAGGUUGUGAACAUUGAUAACAGGAGAUGCUUACAACCCUGUUUGUGAGCUUAAAGGUACCCAAUGAGUGAUAGAUGGAUAUGGUUAGAUCAAAAGGUCCUACCUAACCAACAUCAUCCCUAUCUCUCUAUACUACUCCAUGUUAUACCUCGCUCUGCUGGUUAUAAAUAAAUGUUAAAAAAAAGCAUAAGAACUAAAAGACAAUAUCCCAUAACAUUUCCUGUUCUGUUCACUUUCCAAUUCAAGAUAUUCAGCAGUAAAAUAAACUGUUGAAUGGAUAAUACAAAGUUUUUCAAAAUACACUUAAAGGGAUUCUUCACCUUUAAAUUAACUUUUAAUAUAAUGUAGCAAGGGAUAUUCUGAGACACUUAGCAAUUGGUUUUCGUUUUUAUUACUGUAUUGUAGUUUUUGACUUAUUAAGCUUUUUAUUCAGCAGCUCUCCAGUUUGCAAUUUCUACAGCACUAUUUUGAAAUUUCUGCAGUCCUAGGGUCGAAAUUACUCUAGCAGCCAUGCAUUGAAUUGAAUAAGAGAUGUGGAAUAUGAAUAGAAGAGAGCCUGAAUAGAAA